Alternaria metachromatica is the source of this 1008-nucleotide messenger RNA. It is a transcript of the gene CYT1, whose product is annotated as cytochrome c1. Gene Ontology annotation, biological process: mitochondrial electron transport, ubiquinol to cytochrome c. Lineage: Eukaryota; Fungi; Ascomycota; Dothideomycetes; Pleosporales; Pleosporaceae. Gene Ontology annotation, molecular function: electron transfer activity; heme binding. The record is from RefSeq and is a predicted model, not a curated record. Bases 1 to 1008 code for a protein of 335 amino acids. The transcript has 5 exons.
AUGACCAUGUUGGCUCGCUCACCACUGCGUACGGCACGCUCCGCCGCCGCCGCCGCCCGCAAUGCCUCGAGCAAACCGCGCUUCGCCUCGACAUGGUCCUCCGCCGACAGCGCCGCCUCGGCCUGGAAGAACAACGCCCUGCCCGCCGGAGCGACUCUCUUCGCCGUCGGCUCGACUGCCUGGUACUGGCACCUCUACGGACGCCACGUCGAUGCCAUGACCCCCGCCGAAGAAGGCCUCCACCCGACCCAAUACCCGUGGGAGCACGAGAAGUGGCACAAGACCUUCGACCACGGAGCUCUCCGCCGCGGCUUCCAGGUCUACCGCGAGGUCUGCGCCUCGUGCCACUCCAUCUCGCGUGUGCCCUACCGCGCCGUCGUCGGCAAGUUCAUGACGGUUGACGAGGCCAAGGCCCUGGCCGAGGAGAACGAAUACGACACAGAGCCCAACGACCAGGGCGAAAUCGAGAAGCGCCCCGGAAAGCUGUCCGACUACAUGCCCGCUCCCUACAAGAACGACGAGGCCGCCCGCGCUGCCAAUAACGGUGCCCUGCCUCCGGAUCUGUCCCUCAUGGUCAAGGCCCGCCACGGCGGCUGCAACUACAUCUUCAGCUUGCUGACCGGCUACCCCGAGGAGCCGCCUGCUGGUGCCGUUGUCCAGGAAGGCCUCAACUUCAACCCCUACUUCCCCGGCACUGGAAUCGCCAUGGCCCGUGUUCUGUACGACGACUUGGUUGAAUACGAUGAUGGCACCAAGGCUUCGACUUCGCAGAUGGCCAAGGACGUCGUCGAGUUCCUCAACUGGACCGCCGAGCCCGAGAUGGACGACCGUAAGAAGAUGGGCUGGAAGGUUCUUGCCGUCACCAGUGUUCUGUUCGCCCUCAGUGUCUGGGUCAAGAGGCAAUGGGCCCCGCUGAAGACGAGGAAGAUCGUCUACCAGCCACCGCCAAACAAGAGCAUUCUCGACCACGUCCCCAAGCCAAACACUUCCGGCAAGACGAACCAAUAG